AUGGAGUCAGAAGAAGAACUCGUGGCUCUUGACCCGAGAGAAACACGACCUACUAAUUCCUGGACGAGAGAUCAAAGGAUAUUCCUUUGUUGUAUGUAUAGGUUUUUUAAGGCAACACCUGCGGACUACACAAAAAUUUUCAACUUUGUUUUUGAGAGUCAUCUACAGAAGCAGGGGUUCACACCUGGAACCUUUGGUGUCAGGUCGGUCCAGAGCCAAUGGCACGACCUACGAGUCAAGGACCGCGAUGAAUUUAGAUCUGUAUUCAGCCAUCCUUUAUCUUCAGACCACUGGGACAGCGUGAAGAAGGGCAUCAGGAAUGCAGUAGCUCGACUUGGGAUCACUCUUAUCAAGCGCGAGACUGACGAUUCCAUCCCUGAUAUCUAUCUAAGAACACCAGAGUCUCUGCGCACAGCACACGGGCCUUUGCUGAUACAUACUCGAGUCUCUGUCAGAGAGCAACCAUCCUCAUCAAGAUCAAGGCGAGUAUCAGACCUAGCUACAACAGCAACAGUACUUUCACCAGAACCUGAGAUCUCAGUCGCCCCUAAUGAUAUGGAUAUCGAAGCUCACACUGAAGAAGAAAAAUCACUUCUUUGCACCAAAAGCGGCUGCUUUUGGUGUUUUAAGGAGGGAUUGCUAUCACCAGAGGAUGAUAUGGUCGAGGAUCUGGAGGCAGCGUGGAAUAUUAGCCCCUCUAGUCCUGUUCAUGUCCAGCAUUCAUCAGGGGGAGUGCCUCGUACUCUAUAUCGGUGGUUUAACCUCGAGAGCCAAGGAGUGAACAGCAGGUCGAUGAUGCUAGCUGGGAUGUUCGCAGACACGACUACGAGAUCAAAAAGUCCUCAAGAUUUCUCAGAUGCACAGUUUCGAGAGAUGUUCGUCAAUCAUGCUAGCAUAAACCACGCACCGUCCCCAUUCAUAUCAGUAUUCAGAUCGCUCCUUGCCCCCGUCCAUAGAGGCCUCCGGGCUGAAGCAGCCGCCGUGGCAGUUAUCGACACGUCGGAGAUGGACCAUACCCAGAUCUUUUCAGCAGAGCAUCUUGUUCGCGAGACCUCACUCCAAAUCAGAUCCUAUAAGGGAUUUGGAGAGUACCUUGUCUGGAGAGUAAUUCCGACUGAUGCCAUCAAAUGCGUCUUUAAGAUUAGCGACCUAAUGAAAAUCACAAACGAGCACCCUGAUAUCAACAGUCUUCUUCAACUGGAUGUCCUCAAGUCGCAACUUCUUUGUCGGAGUUAUACUCGCCGACAGCUCCGUGACACGACUUCUGGAUCCUAUGAUCGGGCAUCUGGAACUUCUGUCGGAAAGCUUUUGAGCCUUCUAGGCAUUCCGAGAGAGAUGGUAGGCAGUGUCGCAAGGAAGGUCGCUCUAAAUUGGCAGUUCCGAAAGAUUCCUGGAGGCCACAAAGAGUUCUUCAACGGUGUAUACGGGGAGUGGUCAAUGCUUUCGCCUACGCCCCAGGCACCGCUCGUUACUUUUGAUCUAACCGAGGAUAUUGAUGACGAUGAGGCCGAUGAUCACGACUUCGAAGACGGUGGCGACGACGACGACGACAACCGCGACGACAACGUACAGGAACCCGAAGAUACUCGCAAAACGGUUAUCCAAGACGCCCCCAGUGAAACGACGUCAGUGGUCACAUCCGGCGAAGAUCUUCUGGAUAUCGAUUUGAACUUCUUGGAGACUGAUUUCCUGGACUCCCCCACGUCUGCACCAGAGACUCCUUGUCCUGUCGGUACGAAACAUUCUCUUUCAAAUAAAGUCUCGAUCGAACGAACGACGAUUAGCUCCGUCACUGCUACAUCUCCGUCGAGGAACCUUGUUCUGUACAACCCUCGCACCGAAGAAUGGUCCCGGUGGGGGCUUCAACAAACAUCAACACCACUAACAUCACCGGAAGUGAUUGUUAUCGAUGAUAUCGAUGACGAUGGCAAUAACGGCCAAACAAUUGACAGGGUCGGCAACCUCGAGUCUUCUCGUCACGAGCCCACCAACCCUAGAAACAUGGAUAACAUUCAAGUCUUGAUCCCAAGGCGACGGUUUGAAGAGGAACGUGCUCAGAUCCGACGGAUUCUGCCUUCAAACUUCACCUGA
Molecule: messenger RNA, 2091 nt
Organism: Penicilliopsis zonata CBS 506.65
Lineage: Eukaryota; Fungi; Ascomycota; Eurotiomycetes; Eurotiales; Aspergillaceae
Exons: 2
Coding region: 1-2091 (696 amino acids)
Source: RefSeq, a predicted model, not a curated record